Molecule: messenger RNA, 1838 nt
Organism: Penaeus indicus
Lineage: Eukaryota; Metazoa; Arthropoda; Malacostraca; Decapoda; Penaeidae
Product: coiled-coil domain-containing protein 8 homolog
Exons: 4
Coding region: 42-1838 (598 amino acids)
Source: RefSeq, a predicted model, not a curated record
CAACAACACAGCGUCAGUAGUUCUUCCACGUCCCUUACAACAUGCAUCGUGCAGGCAGGUCGUUCAAAGUGCAGCCCGCGAGGGUAGCAGCCGUCCUUGGUGUCAACGGGCGCCCCCACCCCCCGCCCGCGUCUGUGCACACCGCCGUGCCAGCUUCAGCGGCUCCGGCGACGGGGAACCAUCUGAGCCUCGCUUCCCCGGCCGCCCACGUCACGCAGGAACGCCUGAUCCACGGGAGCGCGCCGGCGAGAGCGGAGGACCAUCUCCAGCCCGCGGGAGUGACGGCUCCUGAGGGUGCCGCCCCCCUCGUUCCUCCGCCCGUGCCCGAGUCGGAAGGGCCUGCACUUGAGAAUUUGAAGGAGGCAGUGCUAGCAGCAGAUAUAAAGCUUGCCAGCGCCUCAGCUGAUGCGCUAGCAGCAGAAAUAGCCCCUGAAGCCGCCGAGGUAUCAGAAGUUGAUUCAGCACCGAGAGAAGCAGCGCCGGUCUCUGUUGCAGAACAAGUGGCCGCAAAAGUGCCAGAUGCAGAAAUUACAGAAACAAAAGCAUCAGAAACAAUAGUAGAAGCAGCACCAGUGGUUGAAACAGAAGCAGUAGCAGAAGCAGCACCGGUAGAAGCUGCGGCGGCACCAGCAGCAGAAGCAGAGGCAAAACCAGCAGCUGAAGUAGAGGCAGCACCUGUAGCAGAAGCAGAGGCAGCACCAGCAACAGAAGCAGAGGCAGCACCAGCAGUAGAAGCAGAGGCAGCACCAGCAGCUGAAGCAGAGGCAGCACCUGUAGCAGCAGCUGAAGCAGAGGCAGCACCAGCAGCAGAAGCAGAGGCAGCACCAGCAGCAGAAGCAGAGGCAGCACCAGCAGCAGAAGCAGAGGCAGCAGCUGAAGCAGAGGCAGCACCAGCAGCAGAAGCAGAGGCAGCACCAGCAGCAGAAGCAGAGGCAGCACCAGCAGCAGAAGCAGAGGCAGCACCAGCAGCAGAAACAGAGGCAGCACCUGUAGCAGAAGCAGAGGCAGCACCUGUAGCAGAAGCAGAGGCAGCACCAGCAACAGAAGCAGAGGCAGCACCAGCAGCAGAAGCAGAGGCAGCACCUGUAGCAGAAGCAGAGGCAGCACCAGCAGCAGAAGCAGAGGCAGCACCUGUAGCAGAAGCAGAGGCAGCACCUGUAGCAGAAGCAGAGGCAGCACCUGUAGCAGAAGCAGAGGCAGCACCUGUAGCAGAAGCAGAGGCAGCACCAACAGCAGAAGCAGAGGCAGCACCUGUAGCAGAAGCAGAGGCAGCACCUGUAGCAGAAGCAGAGGCAGCACCAGCAGCAGAAGCAGAGGCAGCACCUGUAGCAGAAGCAGAGGCAGCACCAGCAGCAGAAGCAGAGGCAGCACCAGCAGCAGAAGCAGAGGCAGCACCUGUAGCAGAAGCAGAGGCAGCACCAGAAGCAGAGGCAGCACCUGUAGCAGAAGCAGAGGCAGCACCAGCAGCAGAAGCAGAGGCAGCACCUGUAGCAGAAGCAGAGGCAGCACCAGCAGCAGAAGCAGAGGCAGCACCUGUAGCAGAAGCAGAGGCAGCACCAGCAGCCGAAGCAGAGGCAGCACCAGCAGCCGAAGCAGAGGCAGCACCAGAAGCAGAGGCAGCACCAACAGCAGAAGCAGAGGCAGCACCAACAGCAGAAGCAGAGACAGCACCAGCAGCAGAAGCAGAGGCAGCAGCAGAAGCAGAGGCAGCACCUGUAGCAGAAGCAGAGGCAGCACCAACAGCUGAAGCAGAGGCUGACUACAGCAGAAGCAGAGUGCAGCACCAACAGCUGAGCAGAGGCUGGACUAACAGUCAGAAGCAGAGGCACCACCUGUAG